Messenger RNA from Eimeria tenella, 801 nucleotides. RefSeq lists its product as uncharacterized. The transcript is spliced from 8 exons. The coding region runs from base 1 to 801 and encodes 266 amino acids. Gene Ontology annotation, cellular component: transcription factor TFIIF complex. Lineage: Eukaryota; Apicomplexa; Conoidasida; Eucoccidiorida; Eimeriidae. Gene Ontology annotation, biological process: transcription by RNA polymerase II; transcription initiation at RNA polymerase II promoter. The record is from RefSeq and is a predicted model, not a curated record.
AUGGCCAGAAGAGGCGGAGCUGCUGCAGAAACGCUUCCGGUUUCCUACGCCCCAGCCGAUUUCACUCCCAGCCGCAUUUUGCCCGCAAGCAAAGCCGUCGCCCUUUCCCUCAUCAAAGUCCCGAAGUUCGUUGCUGAGGCGUGGCGCUCUUCACCUGCGGACGCCACGGCGGGCGUUUUGACGGAGAAGAAUGGAAAGCAAACGCUGAUCGUGAGGGACCCCGAGACUGGGGGCCCCUGCUACUUGGACUCGAUUUGCUUAAGUGCAGAUCGUUCUGUAGUUUUGCAAAGAAAUGGAAAACACGUUUUGGACAUAAUUGCAGAAAUCAACAACAGAACAAACUUCCAGCCAAAGCUCGACAAGAGGUACCAGCAGGUGCUCCACGAGCGCCACAUCGCUGAAGACCAAAGCAAAAGCAGAGGCACCGUCACAGAGAUGCGCCGAGACCCAGGGCUUGACAGCCUGCACACGUUGUUUCAGUUUUAUACUCCCAAGAGCUCUUUGUCUACAGACGACACUAAACGGGGGGGGCUGGAGUCUGUUUCGAGAGCCAAGGCGAAACAGAAGCGCGGGGUGAUCUUGGAUUCCGACGCUUUGAAGGUAAAACUGUUUCGACUUUUCGAAGCAGCAGGAGCUGCUGGACUUCAGCUGAAGCAAAUUGCUGCUCACACGCAGCAGCCGCUGUCUUAUGUUAAGACGCUGGUUGAGGAAAUCGCAGAACAAAGAAAGCGCCUGAGCGACAGGAAGGCAGUUUAUUUUUUGAAGCAGCAGUACAGCGUGUACAGCAGUGAGCAAUUUUGA